GAGAAAUAGAGACAAGGUAGUAAGAACAGAAGAUGACGGACGGAUAGAGACUGUGUUAGUAGUAGAUGUAUUUCACAAAGUUUCUAGUGGACUCAUUUGUUUUUUUUGUACAAUGGGAAACGCAGCGUCUUGUAAAGGUUGUGGAUCAAAUCAAUCUCUACGAAGGGCCGGAAGUGAGAAUAACUUGAACCAUCACACUGACAACUACAGAGCAACAGAAUCUGAAAACUUGAAUGAUUCUUUGUCUGACAGCAACACCAGUUUCCUCCGAGCAGCACGAGCGGGGAACGUCAACAAAGUGCUGGAGUUUUUGAAAAAUGGUAUUGACAUCUGCACAUGUAACCAGAACGGCUUAAACGCUCUACACCUGGCAGCGAAAGAGGGACACAUGGAUUUAGUGGAAGAGCUACUGGACAGAGGAGCACAGGUUGACUCUUCUACCAAGAAGGGGAACACUGCACUCCACAUCGCCUCUUUAGCGGGACAGAAGAACGUGGUGAGGCUCUUGGUCAAACGAGGGGCCAAUGUGAACUCGCAGUCACAGAAUGGCUUCACUCCACUCUACAUGGCAGCGCAGGAGAAUCAUCUGGAAGUGGUGAGAUAUUUGCUAGAAAAUGAUGGAAACCAAAGCAUAGCCACCGAGGACGGCUUCACUCCUCUGGCCAUUGCGCUGCAGCAGGGACAUAACUCUGUGGUGUCUCUGCUGCUGGAGCACGACACAAAGGGAAAGGUCCGGCUCCCGGCUUUACACAUCGCGGCUCGCAAAGACGACACCAAGUCAGCGGCGCUACUGCUUCAGAACGACCACAACGCUGAUGUCCAGUCCAAGAAUGGAAUUACUCCUCUUCAUGUGGCUUCAAAACGCGGGAACACCAACAUGGUGGCGUUACUCCUGGACAGAGGGGCUCAGAUUGACGCCAAAACUAGAGACGGCCUGACGCCGCUUCACUGUGCAGCAAGAAGUGGGCAUGACCCAGCAGUGGAGAUCCUUUUGGAGAGGGGGGCGCCCAUCCUCGCAAGAACCAAGAAUGGACUGUCCCCUCUUCACAUGUCAGCCCAGGGAGACCACGUAGAGUGUGUGAAGCUACUGCUGCAACACAAGGCGCCUGUUGAUGAUGUUACACUGGACUACCUCACAGCUCUACAUGUCGCCGCUCACUGUGGCCACUACAGAGUCACCAAGCUCCUGUUGGACAAGAAGGCCAACCCCAACGCACGAGCUUUGAACGGCUUCACUCCUCUUCACAUCGCUUGCAAGAAAAACAGAGUCAAAGUAAUGGAGCUGUUGGUCAAAUACGGGGCCUCCAUCCAGGCAAUAACUGAGUCUGGUCUGACUCCCAUUCAUGUAGCUGCCUUCAUGGGCCACCUCAACAUUGUUCUGCUGCUGCUGCAAAAUGGAGCUUCACCUGAUAUCCGUAACAUUCGCGGUGAAACUGCACUUCAUAUGGCAGCACGAGCCGGUCAGAUGGAGGUUGUUCGCUGUUUGCUCAGGAAUGGUGCAUUUGUAGACGCUAUGGCCAGGGAGGACCAAACUCCCCUGCACAUUGCCUCCCGUUUAGGAAAAACAGAUAUUGUGCAGCUCCUGUUGCAGCACAUGGCUCAUCCAGAUGCUGCCACCACCAACGGUUACACCCCGCUCCACAUCUCAGCCCGAGAGGGGCAGGUGGAGACUGCAGCUGUGCUCCUGGAGGCAGGAGCCUCACACUCUCUGGCCACUAAGAAAGGAUUCACCCCUUUACAUGUAGCAGCUAAAUAUGGAAGCCUCGAUGUAGCAAAACUGCUUCUUCAAAAGAAAGCUGUCCCUGAUGACAUAGGAAAGAACGGUCUAUCUCCACUUCACGUGGCUGCACAUUAUGACAAUCAGGAAGUGGCUCUGCUGCUGCUUGAUAAAGGUGCAUCUCCUCACGUCACUGCAAAGAAUGGCUACACCCCUCUGCACAUUGCUGCUAAAAAGAACCAAACCAACCUAGCACUUUCCCUGCUGCAGUACGGAGCAGAGACCAACGCACUGACUAAACAGGGAGUCAGUCCUCUACACCUCGCAGCUCAGGAAGGACACGCCGAAAUGGCCGCUCUGCUGCUGGGCAAAGGAGCACAUGUCAAUGCAGCAACCAAGACUGGCCUGACUCCUCUACAUCUCACCGCUCAAGAGGACAGAGUGAACGCGGCCGAAGUACUGGCCAAACAUGAUGCAAACUUAGAUCAGCAAACAAAACUGGGAUACACUCCUCUUAUUGUGGCGUGCCAUUAUGGAAACGCCAAGAUGGUGAGCUUUCUGUUGCAACAAGGAGCCAACGUCAACGCCAAAACAAAGAGCGGAUACUCACCUCUGCACCAGGCAGCACAGCAGGGGAACACACAUAUCAUAAAUGUUUUGUUGCAACACGGGGCCAAACCAAACGCUACAACAGUGAACGGGAACACUGCUUUGUCCAUCGCGAAACGUCUGGGUUACAUCUCUGUGGUUGAUACUCUGAAAGUGGUGACAGAGGAGGUCAUCACUACCACAACAACCGUGACAGAGAAACACAAGCUGAACGUGCCAGAAACUAUGACAGAAGACUUAGACGUAUCAGAUGAAGAGGUUUUUAGGGUUGACGACGAGACUUUAACUGACGGGUCUGUAGAGGUGGAAGGUGAGGAUACCAUGACCGGUGACGGGGGAGAAUAUCUGAGAGCGGAGGAUCUCAGAGAGUUGGGAGAUGAUUCUUUACCGGGACAUUAUUUGGACGGGUUCAGCUACAUGAGUCACAACCUGGACAGCUUCCAUCAGAAAGAAGGAGUUCUCAUUGAAGAUAUGAUUUCAAGCCACCAAGUUUCAGCUCUGUCGAGAGAGGAUAAAGAGUCGUUUCGCCUGAGCUGGGGGGCUGAACACCUCGAUAAUGUGGUGCUGUCUUCCACACUGCUGCACUCUGGCCACUCCACACCGUGUCUAGACCAUGACAACAGCAGCUUCCUGGUCAGUUUUAUGGUCGAUGCUCGAGGUGGAGCCAUGCGCGGUUGCCGUCACAAUGGGCUCCGUAUUAUUGUCCCACCGAGGAAGUGUUCUGCUCCCACGAGAGUGACCUGCAGACUGGUCAAGAGACACCGCCUCGCCUCCAUGCCUCCGAUGGUGGAGGGAGAGGGUUUGGCUGGUCGUAUAAUUGAAGUGGGACCCACCGGAGCUCAGUUCUUGGGGCCUGUGAUUGUAGAGAUCCCCCAUUUUGCAGCACUGCGAGGCACAGAGCGAGAGCUUGUCAUCUUGAGGAGUGAGACAGGAGAAAACUGGAGGGAACAUCACUGUGAUUUCACUGAGGAGGAACUAAACCAGAUACUUAACGGCAUGGAUGAAAAGCUUGAUUCUCCUGAAGAACUUGAGAAGAAAAGAAUAUGCCGUAUCAUCACACGAGACUUUCCCCAGUAUUUUGCAGUGGUGUCCCGUGUAAAGCAGGACAGCCAUCUGAUUGGUCCAGAGGGAGGGGUCCUCAGCAGCACCCUGGUGCCUCAGGUCCAGGCUGUGUUCCCUGAAGGAGCACUCACCAAAAAGAUAAGAGUGGGUCUCCAGGCCCAACCAAUUGAUGUUGACACAGUGAGAAAAUGCCUUGGUAAUAAAGCAAUAUUUAGUCCAAUUGUAACAUUAGAGCCAAGACGAAGAAAGUUCCACAAACCUAUCACGAUGACCAUCCCCAUCCCCAAGCACUCCAACAGUGAGGAUCAAAACACUGCCUUCAGUGGAGAGACGCCGACUUUAAGAUUACUUUGCAGUAUUACAGGUGGAACAACUCCAGCUCAGUGGGAGGACAUCACAGGAUCUACACCUCUAACUUUUGUUAACCAAUGUGUUUCCUUUACUACAAAUGUAUCAGCAAGGUUCUGGCUUAUUGACUGCAGACAAACUCAAGAAUCAGUUAGCUUUGGCACACAGCUUUACAGAGAGAUUAUUUGUGUGCCGUACAUGGCCAAGUUUGUAAUCUUUGCCAAGACGUUAGACCCUAUCGAGGCCCGACUGCGCUGCUUCUGUAUGACGGACGACAAGAUGGACAAGACGCUGGAGCAGCAGGAGAACUUCACAGAAGUUGCACGCAGCAGAGACGUUGAGGUACUAGAGGGAAAACCUAUCUUUGCUGACUGCUUUGGAAACUUAGUUCCUCUGACCAAGAGUGGACAGCAUCAUGUUUUCAGCUUCUUCGCCUUCAAGGAGAACAGAUUAGCCCUCUUCAUAAAAAUUCGAGACACUUCACAAGAGCCGUGUGGACGUCUGUCUUUUACAAAGGAACCACGCACCUAUCGCAGUCUUAAUCACAACGCUAUCUGCAACCUCAACAUCACUCUACCGACGUAUUCAAAGGAAUCUGAUUCAGACCAAGAUGCCGAUGAUGAGAGUGAAAAGAGUGACAAGAAAUUUGAUUGGCAGGAUGAUGCUGACAGAAAAGAGGAGACUUUGACAAUCAUCGCAGAUCUUCUUGGCUUCAGCUGGACUGAGCUUGCGAGAGAACUUGAAUUUAGUGAGGAUGACAUUCAAGUCAUUAGAACAGAAAAUCCCAAUUCACUUCAGGAACAGAGUCACGCCUUGCUUCAGCGAUGGGUUGAAAGAGAAGGAAAACAUGCCACUGAGGAUUGUUUGGUAAAAAGACUAACGAAGAUCAACCGCAUGGACAUAGUACAUCUUAUUGAAACUCAAAUGAACAAGUCGGUAGUUGAACAAACAUCAAGGACUUAUGCAGAGAUUGAGAAGACACUUGAUCACAGUGAAGUGUCAGUGGCCCUGUCUUCAGUGCAAGAGGAUGUAGAUAGUCCCCGAGUUGUAAGAAGGGUUGAAGGUGAAGAGCGUAGACCACCUCCAGCAGUUUCUGAAGAGGACCUUUCAGUUGCGUCCUUGUUGGAUAUUCCGUCCUGGGCAGAGCCUGUUGAACACACUCAUUCAGAAAGCAUACAUGAUCUUCUGGAGGAGCUUGAGAUUCCACAAGAAUUGAAUCCCAACCUUUGGAACCCUGAUGAUGUUAAUAUACAAGAGCCAACGAGUUAUACCCUAGAGGAUGAGCAAAUCCCAACAACAUCAUCCAAGAACAUUCUUUCAGAACCCUCAGAACAAUCCAUUCAGUUCAAUGAAAAACUGCCAAAUUUAGAUCAGCCAAACACUUUGUCUUCUAAUACACAACCACAGUUUUUGGGGCCUUUUGAACUCACGAAGACUGAAGUAUCAAUCACACCAACUAAACAAAAUGAAGAUUCAAUGUCUUCUAUUCUUUGUUUAGAGACUCCAGUCCAUUUUGAUACUGUAGCUGACCCAGUCAUUGGACCCAUAGAAACUAACUCAGCAGUAACUGGUUUGACUCACUCUGAACUUUGGUCAUCCAUCGAUGAAAGCUCUAAUACAAAUAACAAAACAUCUUCUAACUUUUUCCAACAAGAAAAAAGCCAGAGUGUAGAUACAGACACCCAAAUAACCACAGAGAUUGAACAAGACUUUCAAAUGGUUGAAAUUAUUCAUCAAGAACCUAUAUCAGAGUUAAACAUUGCCAGUGAUGAAAGUGAAUCUGCACAACAUCAGGUGACACUUGAAGAUCACCCUGUAGCAGAGACAAGCCAGAAUAACACAACUGUAGCAUCAUCAGUGUCUUUUCCCAAAAUGGAUGAUGUUGUAGCUUGUGUUUCUGACAAAAUUUCUGAUGAUCCUCUGGAAAUGUUUCACCAAGAGGACAUUGAGACUUAUCUGGACGAUGGAAGACAGGACAGCAACACACCUAAAAAUGUGAUACCCACUGAAGAGCUUAACCUAUCUAUCGAUGUUGACGUUUCCAAUAUUGGUGCAUCAGGAAUAACUACAUCAAAACCAGAACCUAAUUCAGAUGAAUCCAGAUUAGAGCCAGGACAUGAUCCUUUAUUUGAAGAAAAGAUGUAUAUUUUAGAAGAAAUGCAACAUUUGGACAUAACGCAGGGAGGUCAAAAUAAUCAAACAUUUGAAAUAUCUUCUUUGACUCCUCCCCCUAACAUAGAGGAGAGUCAGGCUUACCAAAAACAAGACACACUUUAUGAAGACUCUACCAAUUCUCAGGAUUUUGAUUUAAAAGUCUACCCUGCAGCUGAAUUUCCUGAUUUUUCAAAGGAUCUGACAGAGUCUGUUGCAUCAGAAUUUGUUCAGUCAAAUCAAGACCCUAUAUCAGACUUUAGCCAUUUAGGCAGUGACCAGUCAUCCCUUGACGAGCAUCAGGAGAGUUCUGAUGAAAAAGAUCAGGAUUUAGAUCUGGAAAUACAAACUAAAGAAAGUGCAGCUGAACUAUUGUCCACUAUGUCUCAGCCUAAAAUGAAUACCAGCCAGACAAAGGACGAAGAAAGCCUGUCCCGCAAAGACAGUGAUGAUUAUUCAGCUGAUGUAUUUGAAACUAAUUAUGACAAGCCUUUUGAAGAUUCUUCUAGCUCUGGAGAUCUUCCAAUCUCUGCAAAUAUUGACAAAAUGGACAUACAUGCUUCAACCGUGGCUGCACCAGAAGCAUCAAGAUUUUUUGGUUUUGAGGAAGCUUUACCUACACUCGAGAGCCCUGUGAAGUCAAAAGACAAUUUGCAUCAUUCAGAAGAGUCAGUGACACCAGUGGAGAUUUUGGAAGCUCGAACGUCCCUUGAUUCUGAACAGGCGAUAUCACCUUCAGAUGAUGAAUACUGCAUCCCACCCGGUUAUGACGAGGUCUCCAAUACUUUUGAUGACAAUCCUGCACACACCAAAGCAGCGAGCCCAACUUUUGAACUUUCUGACACAGAGCCAUACUUUGACUGUAAACAAGCAAGUUCAGACCUUUCAGAGACAGAAUCUGAGGAAGCGGACUUAAAAUUUCAAUCGCGUCAACAAUCUUACAACUAUCCAAAGAAGCAAGGAUUUUUUCUCCAGCCUCUCUUACCUUCUUCUGGAAGUGAACACUAUGAAGAUUAUUCUUUUACCUACCAACCUCUUGACCACGUACAAGAGGAAAAUGAAGAGAGUUCUGACGAGGAGUUCACCUUGUGUGAAGCUCCACCAAAGAUGUCUAUUUGUGAAACUGAAGCGAGAGAUAUUGAUGAAGAUGACACUAGUGAAUCAAUCUCAAGGGAAAUCAAAGCAGAACUUGGAACACUGUCAGAAAGUUCUGAUGAGGAGUUUUUGACCACAAGGAUAAUUCGAAGAAGGGUUAUCAUUAAGGCAGAUGAACUGGACGAUAUCCCACCUCAGUCAGUUUCUGAAGAGAUAUACAAGGAUGAAAAUGGAUGCACUGUUGUAAAAAAGGUUACCCGAACAGUUAUCCGUAAGUGUGUUUCUUCCUCUGAUGGAGCUGAGCUGGAGCACGUCCCAUCUGAAGCGGGUGCCCAGGCCAGCAUCAGGUCGCCCAAGGGUGAAGGAUACUCCAAAGUGAUCAAGAGGACUGUCGUAAAGAGCGAAGGCGACCAGUCAGAGGUCACGUUUACUGAAUUUGAGGGUCUAUCGAAGCAAGACCAAGCUGAAGGCGGGAGGGUCAGUUGUGUUGAGAAGACAGUGGUGCUGGAGGGCGAGCAGACGAUGACACAACACGGUGAUGAGACUUUGGCCUCGGACGUCCCCUCGGCACAAGAUGAUUUCAGACAGGCUCUAGGUUAUAUAGGCGGUUUUAAUGACAAAGAGCUCCCUCGUGUGGUAGAGAGGCAGAGUGUCAAAGAUGAUGGGACUGUAGUGAGGAGGGCCCAGAUGCGUAAAAGCCGCACUCUGAGGCGAACCGUGGUGAAGGGAGCUGGCCAGAAAAAACAAGUGCUUUUGGAGCGAGUGGAGGGCCCUCGAACAGGUCCAAGGUCUACAGAUCUUAAGCAGCAUCUCCACCAGCUCUUUCACCACCACUAUGAACAAAAACACGGAGAAGACGCCGACGAGAAGCAGGAAGAGUAGACCCACCGAUUACUGCUUGAACCCACUCCCGAGCUAGACGUUUCCCUUAAAAUCCUAUGCAUUAGCCAGAUGCAAUCCCAGAGCGUGCUAAGUCGCCUCUAAGUUACCAUAGUCUUCCCAUUUAGUCUCGAACCACAUCUUUAUUUCAAUUUAUAUUCUUGUUUUACGUGACCAAAGAAGACAUUUUUGUUGUUGUUUUUUUCCUUUCCCCUUUAAUUUAUUUCCAUGCUUGAAGUUGUUGUCACUACGGUAGAGGCUCAUACAUACCCAGAAAUAUUACCUUACACGUUCAUUAUGUAACACGCAGACCUCUUCUAUCCUCAAAAAUAGUUUACCUGCUGAAUAUUUCUACCGCUCUUCUCAAUAUAUGCUUGGACUGUGCACUUACUCUCACCACUCCACUCACCGUUAUAUGAAACCAGGUGGUCAGGAUGUCACGUAGACCUUAUGAUUGCUCAUAUCCAUCGCUGCUGCUUCUGUGUUUUGUGUAGGCUAUAUGUAAUCUGAAUUCUAUAUUAUCUAUUUAGAGGCAUUAUGGACAUCUGUAGCCUAGAAACUAAUAGCUACUCAUGUGAAGUAGAGCAGGCAUGACUAAUCAACAUCUGUCAUUAUAUUAGCUUCAUAGUUCUGUGGACUGCUGCUACCUCCCCUAUGUGUGUGUUUUCAUUUAUGUGAUGUUAUACCAUAUAUUUUUCAGAACGGUGACAACUACCAUAACUGUUUGUUCAUGCAUGUAUUUCUUAUUUCAUGUCAGAUCUAUAAUUAUGUAAUGCAUUGAAUGUAUUUUACUUUUUAUUUUUUGUAAUGAUGUGCCAUCCUUAGGUGAGAUGAAGAUGAUCCGUUACUGACUGGAACAAUGAUUUAAAGUAUUGUUUAAAAUCUGAGUUUGUGUGAAUGAAUUUGUGAGCAGGUUCUCUCCGUAUAGUUAAAAGGGACACGCAGUAUUUACCACGAUACGCAAACAGGCACUUCUGAAUGUCAGAGUGAACCCUCCAUGCUUUUUGUGCACAGGCUUUGAGGUAAAACUAGAGGUUGAGAGUUUCAGUUUGCCAUUAUUCACAACGCUUUGUACUGUAUGUACCUACAACAUGUACUUUAAUGUAUUUAAUUCUGUCUCACUGUUCAUUUAGUGACUUAGAGAUACGUAUGUACAAUGCAAACUAGUGGAAGUUCACUGUGACAGGUAUGCUUUGAUUUUGAGCAUCCUUCUUCUGUGAUGAGUUAUAUAUAAUUCAAUUUAAUGCAUAUGUAUAAAUAUUUAGGGCAUGAACUAAAAAAAAAAUAACAAUAAAAUGACUGCAGUGUUUCCAUGGCUGAUGUCGCAAAUAAAAAUAUUCAAAUACUGG
Molecule: messenger RNA, 9210 nt
Organism: Periophthalmus magnuspinnatus
Lineage: Eukaryota; Metazoa; Chordata; Actinopteri; Gobiiformes; Gobiidae
Gene: ank2a
Product: ankyrin 2a, neuronal
Exons: 48
Coding region: 113-7864 (2583 amino acids)
Biological process (GO): signal transduction
Molecular function (GO): protein binding
Source: RefSeq, a predicted model, not a curated record